CCCUCCCGCCUCCCUCAAAGCCGCACCAACUGCCCUCUCUCUCUUUCCGCUCUCCACGCCCCCCGAUGCUCCCCUCUCCCUCGCCCGCUUCGCUUUUCUAAUCUAAUCUAAUCUAAUCCAAUCGGCCGAUUAAACCUGAUUUCCCCUUGCUAAUUCGGGCCAUCGCAUCACUCCCCCAACUAAUCACACUCCUCUCUUCUCCGCUUCCUCUUCUCGUAUAUUUAUAACCCCACUUCCCUUUUCUUCCUCUUUCUUCUCAUCUUGGUUUCUUCCUAGUUUCGGGAGAGGAUUUUAGUGAGGGAUUUGAAGGAUUUUGAGGUGGGAGAGGAGAUGGAGUUGCCGGCGGAUGGGAGCGCGCUGGCGAGGCAGGGGUCGAUCUACUCGCUGACGUUCGACGAGUUCCAGAGCGCGCUGGGAAGCGCCGAGAAGGAUUUCGGGUCGAUGAACAUGGAUGAGCUGCUGCGCAACAUCUGGACGGCGGAGGAGUCGCAGGCCAUAGCGCCGGCGGCGGCGGCUGCUUCGGCGGCGGCGGUGGUUGGGGACGCGCAGCAGCAGCAGCAGCCGAUCCAGAGGCAGGGGUCGCUGACGCUGCCACGCACGCUGAGCCAGAAGACGGUGGACGAGGUGUGGCGCGACAUCAUGGGCUUGGGCGGCAGCGACGACGAAGACCCCGCGGCGGCGGCGGCUGCGGCGGCGCCCGCGCAGCGGCAGCCGACGCUGGGGGAGAUGACGCUGGAGGAGUUCCUGGUGCGGGCCGGCGUCGUGCGGGAGGACAUGGGGCAGACCAUCGUGCUGCCGCCGCAGGCGCAGGCGUUGUUCCCCGGGAGCAAUGUGGUCGCCCCGGCCAUGCAGCUCGCCAACGGGAUGCUGCCUGGUGUCGUCGGCGUCGCCCCCGGCGCCGCCGCCGCGAUGACGGUGGCGGCGCCGGCCACGCCGGUGGUGCUGAACGGGCUGGGGAAGGUGGAGGGCGGGGAUCUCUCGUCGCUCUCGCCGGUGCCUUACCCAUUCGACACCGCGCUCAGGGUGAGGAAGGGCCCUACCGUCGAGAAGGUGGUGGAGAGGCGGCAGAGGCGGAUGAUCAAGAACAGGGAGUCCGCUGCUAGGUCUCGCGCGCGGAAGCAGGCUUAUAUAAUGGAGUUGGAAGCUGAGGUGGCAAAACUGAAGGAACAGAAGGCUGAAUUGCAGAAAAAGCAGGUGGAAAUGAUACAGAAGCAAAAUGAUGAGGUCAUGGAGAGAAUCACUCAGCAACUUGGACCAAAGGCAAAGAGAUUUUGCCUCCGACGAACACUGACUGGUCCAUGCUGAAGCCAGAGUCUCCGGUUUCGCCGUGGCGCUCAGCUUCAGAGUUGCUUCUCUCCUUGUUGGUGAAUGGUGAUGGCUCAGUCUCUUGGACGGUCGAAUGCUGGCGUCGAUUACUCACUAGGUUUAGCUGCGAGAUCGUUGCGUGAGCAAAGGCAUACUAUCUAAUCUGUUUAACUCCUUAUUUAGGGAAAUCUGGCAUGGUGAAAACGGGGCAUGCCAUCUGUGUUUGUUGUUUUUGUGCAGCUGUUGCAUCUGCUCUGUAUGUUGCUGUUGCGUUGACAUGUCAUCCCGUUUACAGUUCAGUGAUUCUGUUCUGUACCCAAGUUUAAGAGGAUUCAGUUUCAGUGAUCUGCAUGUAAUUUGAGCUUUACAGUUUCCGUUCU
Oryza sativa Japonica Group (Japanese rice) is the source of this 1685-nucleotide messenger RNA. Its product is annotated as bZIP transcription factor 46-like. The record is from RefSeq and is a predicted model, not a curated record. Gene Ontology annotation, cellular component: nucleus. Gene Ontology annotation, molecular function: DNA-binding transcription factor activity. Gene Ontology annotation, biological process: positive regulation of DNA-templated transcription. NCBI's taxonomy places the organism in Eukaryota, Viridiplantae, Streptophyta, Magnoliopsida, Poales, Poaceae.